AGUUUCCGCUCAGCUACUCGGCCGGCGCGCUGAACCAGCCCGACCUGCUGGAGGCGAUGGCCGGUGGCAGCCAGACGGUGGGCGUGCGGACAGGGGUGCACCGCACCCCCAGCACCGGGCAGCGGCGCGACUGGGGCGGGCGCAAGGCCAAGGAGGCGCCGCCGGCGGGACGCGACGGCCGAGAGCAGAGGUUCCGCCAGCGGGUGCCCGUCAACACGAGGCUGGCGUCUGUGAGCAGCGCGGGCCGGACGGACGGUGAUGUCACAUCCAUGACCACCGGCCUGGAGCUGGAGUCGAUGCUGGACCAGACCACCGACCAGAGCACUGACGACGAAUCCACCGUGCUUGAUGCUACGGCCGACGGGCCGGCCAUCCGGAAACAGCUCGAGAGCCUCGAGACCAUGUACUCGGAGGUGCUGCGGCUGCUGGGCGGCCAGAGGCGGGGACAGCCGCCUCGUCUGCCGCGCGGGGGGCUGAACAAGCACAGGAUGUACGGCAGCCUCUCCUCCCUGCCCUCCUCCAUCGGCGGCCGGCCCACCAAGGAGCGCCGCCGCGAGGACCGGAAGAAGCUCAAGGACCUGAAGGGAAUCAACAAGAGGUUCCAAAGACUCGAGAGUCACGUGGUCACGUUAGCCAGAAGUGUAGCACAUCUGUCGUCGGAGAUGAGAACGCAGCAUCUCAUGUUCCAGGAGCUGGAGAGCAUCCGAUCGGAGCUGACCCAGCUGCGCACGUCCCCGGGGCGAGCUAUCCGGCCGGGCCGGCCCGCCAACGAGUGGGAGGCGUUCCGAGACUCGGUGCCCUCGCUCACCCACCCGGGCCGCGUGCGCAAGCUAACCAAGUUCUUCGGCGACGAACCGCCGCUGCUGCGCAUCUUCCUCAAGAAGUUGGGAUACGAGAAAUACGCGGCGCUUUUCGAGCGGGAGCGGAUCGGCAUGAUCGAGCUGCCCUACAUGACCGAGGACCGUCUGCAGAAGCUGGGCAUCCCGGUCGGACCGCGGCUGCGCAUCCUGCAGGAGGCCCAAAUGUCACUGCGCAACGACAAUUUCAACGUGUACAUCUUGUGAGGCGGCCAGCCUCAGGGCGGACGGCGUGCGCAGGCUGGGAGGCCCGGGUGACUGCGAUGUAACGACGUCGCGUCGCGGCCAUGCGUUUUAUGUCGCACAGAAUAAACGACGGAGUUUAGUAUCGUGAGGCGACGCCGAUCAGGUUGAUGCUUGGUGUGGUGCGCUGCACUGCCCAACCGCUGUAGCCAGCUGAGCGCGGGGGCCGAGGCCUCUUCUGCCAACAGCACGCCGCCUGCAUUCCGUGACCUCCAGGUCAGCGUCACACCGUCGGAGAGACGCAGCGGAAUGAUCGCGCUCCGUCUGCGGUGGAAGCUUGCAUGCGGUGUAGCCUGAUGACCUGUAUGACACAGCGCGCCGCCAGUUCCAAUCAGGGGACGGCCACGGCCACACUGAUGGCGGACACCCGUUCUAGGUGGUCCGUCCCGUAACGGGGGCCUGUACAUCCCGCCUUGAGGGCAUGCCUCGACCAUGUAUUAUGCCACUGUUGAGGGAUAUGUAUCAGUUGCGAUGACUAUGUUGCACAGGGCUCAACGUAAGCACAAUGGUGCGUUGCGGGUGAAAACCUCGAGCACGCCGACCGUCGUCCUCUUGGAGAUAGCCGACCAACUAUGUCGCGGUGCUAUGCUCGUGGUCGUGUACAUUUUCGAUGGAUGUUGUGAAAAAGUACUUUGAUUCACAAUUCAGUAAGUUGCGACAGAUUUUACUGUGUUUUAGCGCAUGCUGGAUGUCCUGCAUAUAAGUUAUAUCAAAUCCUGUGACGCGCCUGUACGUACGUAGUGUACACGUGCGGCGUGCCUUCAGAAAUGCACUCGGUAAUGCCCAUUGGCUGGAGGUCACCCAUGUCCGUGGUGUGGAGUGGGUCAGCGAGGGUCGGGGGCGAGGGCCGGGCGUCACUCUCCGCGCAGCGUCCGCAUCAGGACCGGACCGCCCAGUGAUCACGUGACUGUACAAACCGGCCUGAGGUACGCAGCUACUGCGCGCCGUGUGUGGACAGACACUGGGACGAGAGGGGUGUGUAUAUGCCACUGUUUGUGAGGAGUAGACGUGUCAUCGCCAGAUCUUAUGAGGACCGAUUUUUAUGACGAGGUGACGCACUCGGUAAAUAAAUGCAGACCCCUGACGAGAGCA
Molecule: messenger RNA, 2192 nt
Organism: Pollicipes pollicipes
Lineage: Eukaryota; Metazoa; Arthropoda; Thecostraca; Pollicipedomorpha; Pollicipedidae
Exons: 6
Coding region: 57-1064 (335 amino acids)
Cellular component (GO): cytoplasm
Molecular function (GO): protein binding
Source: RefSeq, a predicted model, not a curated record